Messenger RNA from Toxorhynchites rutilus septentrionalis, 1584 nucleotides. RefSeq lists its product as uncharacterized. The transcript has a single exon. Lineage: Eukaryota; Metazoa; Arthropoda; Insecta; Diptera; Culicidae. The record is from RefSeq and is a predicted model, not a curated record. The coding region runs from base 1 to 1584 and encodes 527 amino acids.
AUGGUAUGUACCAUAUCCAGCACUGAUGCCCUGUUGGAUGCAACUCUACAAAGGUUCUGGGAGAUCGAGACGAUUCCGAACCAAUCCGUUCAUUCCAGCACGGAGAAAGCCUGCGAAGAGCUCUAUGCAGCAACAACAACUCGUGACUCUACCGGGCGAUAUGUAGUUCGCCUGCCCAAAACGGACAAUCCGGACGUCUUCUUGGGAAAUUCGGAAUCCAUUGCCGAACGCCGAUUCCUCAGCUUAGAACGCCGUCUCGAGCGUGACCCCAGCAUGAAAUCAUCCUAUCAUCAAUUCAUGGAGGAGUAUGAGCGUCUCGGUCACAUGAUACAUCUGAACGAACCCGUGGACAACUCGAUUACACACUGUUAUCUCCCGCAUCAUCCCGUAUUCAAGCUAUCGAGUACCACCACGAAGACGAGAGUCGUGUUUGAUGCAGCGUGCAAGACAGCAUCGGGAUAUUCCUUGAAUGACCUCCUACUUGUCGGACCUGUCGUUCAAGACGAUUUGUUGUCACUCAUCAUGCGCUUUUGUUUCUACCCCAUUGCCCAGAACGGUGACGUCGAGAAGAUGUACCGUCAGAUGCUUCUCCACAAGGCAGACCGACCGUACCAGUGGAUCAAAUGGCGUACUGAUGCAUCCCAACCGAUAGCUACCUACGAGUUGCAAACCGUGACCUACGGCACUGCUUCUGCCCCAUAUUUGGCCACAAAAACUCUCCAAAAAUUGGCGAGUGAUGCGGCCCACUUAUUUCCUUCCGCUGCGAAACCAGUAGCCAACGAUUUUUACGUAGACGACUUUCUGUCAGGUGCCGAUGAUGUCGAGUCAGCCAUCCGAAUUCGAGGUGAAGUAUCAGCGAUGCUUGGUUCUGCUGGAAUCCCGAUGAAGAAGUGGGCUUCGAAUUCCGUCGAAGUUCUUGAAGACAUUCCACCCGAAGAACGAUCAAUCCAGCCGUGGCACGAUUUGCAAGGUCCUCAAUCCGUCAGCUCUCUCGGUCUAAUCUGGGAGCCUAUAACCGAUAUCUUUCGUUUCAAGGUACAGUUGCCGCUGCCAGCUGCUGUACUCACCAAACGUAGAAUCAUGUCCUACGUGGCCCAAAUUUUCGACCCAUUGGGACUAGUUGGUCCAGCCGUUACGAAAGCGAAGCUGUUCAUGCAGUGCCUGUGGACACUGAAAUCCUCCGGCAACGAACGCUACGAUUGGGACCAACCAUUACCUCCAAAGCUACAGCAAGAGUGGAAAGAGUUCCACAGUACCAUUGACCUUCUUCGAGAAGUUCGAAUUCCACGUUUUGCUUCCAUCGCCGGGGCCGUCAGCAUCGAACUUCAUUUCUUCGCUAAUGCUUCAGACAAGGCUAACGGCACGUGUUGCUAUGUUCGUGCGCAAUCUGCCCAGGAAGUAUCCGUGAAACUGUUGGUCUCCAAGUCUAAAGUUUCACCCCUAGCAGUACGUCAUACUAUAGCUCGAUUAGAGUUAUGCGCAGCUCAUCUUUCCAUGCAGCUGUACAAAGUCGCUUCGUCAUUGAGAGUUGUUCCACAUGCCUUCUUCUGGUCGGACUCCACCACCGUGAUACAGUGGCUUUGA